AUGAAUUCAUAUUCAUCGGGCACCAAAACGUGGAUUCGCAUCAGGACUAUUGUGAGGGGCUCGCCGUACUUGAGGGUAGGUAGAUGCUUAUAUGAUGACAGCACUUUUGCUUGACCCAUGAUUUCUUUCACCAAGAUCGCUGAAUUUUUGCCUUCGUUUCAAUUUACUGUGACCCUUUCUCCUAUCAAGCUCGUGGGUCUUCGGGACGUCUGCGUUUCCGCAAUGGUGCUCGCGCGGCUUCCAAUGGACAGAUAUAAUUGCUUUCAAUGCCCUCUGCCACGUACUCGUGAUUGGUCCGUCAUCGACAUCAACGUUGACUGGAUGUGGAGGGUGCCAACGAUCGUACCUCGUCCCCCUCUGCCAUGCGCUGGUCCCAGAUUGAGAAAAAGUCUGGCUUCUUUAAUCCUAUUUAACUCCGCAUCUAGUAAAUAUGCAAUGUUGCCUAUUUAAGUUGCUUAAUUUUCACUGGGGCCAUAAUUACGCCGUGAAAGUCGUUAGCGUGACCAAAGUGAUGUUACUAUCCGAGCUAGCUUGGGGCUUUUCGCUGUCAAGAAUUGACUCGAUGUGGCAGUUGGGUUCGGUGAUAUGGCGUGGGCGAGCUAUCCCGAUCGCCGGUGCUUCACUCCCAACCGCAAGAUGGCGCGGCAUCGGGGAGUGCCUUACGGCGCCGGAAGGGUUGCAUGAGUCUGAGGGUUUGGUCACAAGUCUAACAGCGAAAGUGGCUUCAGUGUUGGGAAGAGCAAACGAAUUCGGGCAGGGGAAUACUGGUUCAGCGUGGGUGUGGGUUAGGUGACGCCGCGGGGACGCUGAUUCGCGCGUGAAUCCGUUUGUGGUGUAUUUGCCACACCGCCUUACUAGGCCUGAUGCCGGGAAGACGGCGAGUGGCUAGAGCGACGUGGACACGCGCGCAGGCGUUAGUGCGCGAGAAUAUGUGUUUAUCUGCACAGUUUUUGUUAUUCCCCUUGUACUUCCUUCAUGUUAUUUCCUUUCUAUUUCCUCAAUAUGCUCCCUCUGCAUGUAACCAAUAGGGGCCUAAGAGGCACACCUACAUUACCUGAAAUACUGAACGAGCCAUUGCAGCGGGACUUGGGGGGAGGGGUCAGUUAUCCCGUUAGUUGGCAUUAUUGCAAGCCGCGUCUUCUAGCGCACCGAGAUGGAUUCAAGUCUUAGAUUGUUUAUGGUUGGGAAUUGGCGAUCUGAUUGUCGACCUAACUCUUCCCACUCUCAGGCAUCAGUCCACUGUCCCGGGCGGCCAGCCAUGUGACGCGGGACUGGGGGCAGCCGCUGACAUAGCUAGAGAGCCGGAAUGCCACACGAUCGGGCCUCCACAGCGCCGGGUUUCUCAUAAGGGUGGGGACUUCGGAUCUCAAAUGCGUGAGGGUGCCUUAUUUGUCAUAUGA
Messenger RNA from Spirometra erinaceieuropaei, 1400 nucleotides. NCBI's taxonomy places the organism in Eukaryota, Metazoa, Platyhelminthes, Cestoda, Diphyllobothriidea, Diphyllobothriidae. The record is from the annotation of a GenBank genome assembly.